AUGUCUGAUAAAUCCGCAGGAACGCCUCGAGUGUAUAUAUGCCGCCAUGGAGAGACUGAGUGGAGCAAGGUUGGCCAGCACACCGGAAAAACAGACAUCGAGCUCACGGCGCGGGGCGUGCAGCAAAUCCAGGCAUCAGGGAGGAUGCUCAUCGGACCCAACAAGUUGAUAGAGAUCUCUAAGGUUGCGCAUGUCUACAUAAGUCCCCGCAAAAGGGCAUACCAGACAUUUGAACUGGCUAUCACGGAAGCUGAUAGGAAUGCAUUGGCCGGGAAUGGUCGAAUUUCAAGGACCGAGAGGCUGGCAGAGUGGGAUUAUGGUGACUACGAGGGCCUAGUUUCGGCUGAUAUACAAAGGAUGAGAAAGGAGCGAGGAUUGGACAAGGAGAGGAACUGGAAUAUCUGGCAAGACGGAUGUGAAGGAGGAGAGUCACCCGAGCAGGUAUCGGAAAGGGUUGACAGCUUGAUCGAAGAGAUCCGUGGCAUUCAGGGUCCGAAUAUCAAUGGAGAGAAAGCUUGCAAUAUAAUCUUGUUUGCACACGGCCAUCUUCUGCGUGCAUUUGUUAAGAGAUGGCUGAACAUUCCUAUCGGUUUUCCUUUGCGUAUGAUGCUCGAAGCUGGCGGUAUUGGUGUCCUCAGCUAUGACCAUCAUGAUAUCAACCAGCCCGCCAUUCUUGUUGGCAUAGGCCUCCCAUCCCCUCCAGUUUAG
Nannizzia gypsea CBS 118893 is the source of this 708-nucleotide messenger RNA. Its product is annotated as phosphoglycerate mutase. Gene Ontology annotation, molecular function: sedoheptulose-bisphosphatase activity. The record is from RefSeq and is a predicted model, not a curated record. NCBI's taxonomy places the organism in Eukaryota, Fungi, Ascomycota, Eurotiomycetes, Onygenales, Arthrodermataceae. The coding region runs from base 1 to 708 and encodes 235 amino acids. The transcript is spliced from 3 exons. Gene Ontology annotation, biological process: ribose phosphate biosynthetic process.